Molecule: messenger RNA, 1463 nt
Organism: Schistosoma margrebowiei
Lineage: Eukaryota; Metazoa; Platyhelminthes; Trematoda; Strigeidida; Schistosomatidae
Source: the annotation of a GenBank genome assembly
CGCAUUCAUUAAGCUGUUAGACCUUGACGGCGUGCUUGUUCAUUCCGCGUGACACUGGUAAUGAAGAAACAUAAAGUUGGAGCUGGUGAUGUGGGAGCUAUUCAGGCAUCUGAGUCCUUUGCGGUAAUUUCAGAGGACAAGAAACCUACUUUGGAUUGCAGUCAAUGGCCAUUAUUGUUAAAAAAUGUUCAUCUUAUGAAUGUACGCGAGUGCCAUUUUGAGGCCGACACAACAGGUUACUCUCCUUUACACAGACCUCUGGAUGAAUACAUCAAGAGUGGAGUCAUCAACCUCGACAAGCCAUGCAACCCGUCGUCGCAUGAAGUUGUUGCGUGGGUGAAAAGAGCCCUUGGAGUCAACAAAACUGGUCAUAGUGGUACUUUAGAUCCCAAAGUUUCAGGUUGUCUUAUUGUCUGUAUCGACCGUGCUACUAGGCUAGUGAAGUCUCAACAAAGUGCUGGUAAGGAGUAUGUGUGCAUAUUUAGACUUCACGAGUCCGUGAACGAGAUCAAAAAGAUACAAAAAGCUGUAGAAGGGCUAACUGGAGCACUAUUCCAGAGACCCCCACUAGUUGCUGCUGUUAAGCGCCAACUCAGAGUUCGUACAAUAUACGAGUGUAAACUGUUAGAGUAUGAAAAAAGUAAAAAUUUGGGGCUAAUAAUGGUGCGCUGUGAGGCUGGAACGUAUGUUCGGACGCUUUGCGUGCAUUUGGGCUUGCUUCUAGGUUGUGGAGGUGUUAUGGAGGAACUUAGGCGGUCGAAAACUGGUUUUAUGUCUGAAAGGGACAACCUGGUCACUAUGCAUGAUAUACUAGAUGCUAAGUGGCUUUAUGACAAUAGGCGAGACGAAACUUACUUGCGUCGUGUUAUAAUGCCUCUUGAAAAGCUGCUAAUCAAGCACAAACGAAUUAUGCUUAAAGAUACUGCCGUGUGCGCUAUUUGCUUCGGUGCGAAACUUAUGUUGCCUGGCGUACUCCGUUACGACAACGACAUCAAUGUCAACGAUGAAAUAGUCUUAAUGACUACCAAAGGCGAAGCCGUAGCUCUUGCUGUUGCACUAAUGACUACUGCAACAAUCGCGACGUGUGACCACGGAUUAGUCGCAAAAUUGAAAAGAGUAAUAAUGGAGCGUGAUCUUUAUCCUCGCCAGUGGGGUCGUGGUCCUGUUUCCAUGGAAAGAAAAAAGCUUGUUGCUCAAGGUUUACUUAAAAAGUUUGCCAAAUCUGACGGUGUGGCGAAUACACCGAACUUUGUUGGAUCCAAAAUGGAAGUGAGUGAAGCUGGGGAAGCUGUAACACGGCGAAUUAAAGCACCAAAUCCUUCCGACUCAAGUGACGAUGAAAUGACAAGCAAAAAUUUGAACGAUCACGACGGUGAGGAUACGGGAGCUGAAGAAUCAUCAUCCGACGACAGUGACUGACUCUAUUUUUCAGAUCUAUGAAUAAACUGUAUAUUUUCUCGCAA